AUUUUGCGGCAUUAAUCCGGUAUUUAAAAAAAUGAUUUUAUUACUACUGGUCUCAUCGUGCAUCUUAUUAUUAUAUUACUAUUGGACGAGACUUUAUACAUAUUGGUUAAGAAGAAACGUACCUUGUCCUAAAUUUUCGUUUUUCGGGAAUAGUCGAAAUGCAUCGAUGCUAAAGAUCACAGUCGCUGAAAGCCUCCAGAUGAUGUACAAACAAUUCGAAGGAUAUCCAUUUGUCGGUAUAUACGAACUCACAACACCGGUCCUCCUGUUGAGAGAUCCAAAAUUAAUUAAAUGUAUUCUCGUGAAAGACUUUACCUGCUUUCAAAGUCGUGGCAUAGUGAUAAACGAACAUGCUGAUCCGCUUAGCGCAAAUUUAAUUAAUAUCAAUGGACAACGCUGGCGAAAAUUGCGCAUGAAGCUUGCAUCCGUCUUCACAACUAGUAAAACUCGACACGUAUUUGAAUUGAUCACAGAAGUAUCAGAAACAUUUAAGCAAUUUAUAGAUCAAUGUGCAGACAAUGAAGAACCCGUGGAAUUUCAAAAUCUUGCUGCCAAGUUUACCAGCGAGAUCAUCGCAACCUGUUUCUUUGGACUUAAAACUAACACGAUACAAAAUGGUGAUUCCGAAUUUCGGAGAAUGUGUAAAAAGAUGAUGGAUCCAUCGUUAGAGAUAGCGAUGAAGAGAUAUGUACGCGAUUACAUGCCCAGAAUAUACAAAUGGUUAUCAGUUUGCUUAACACCUCGAGAUGUUACUGUGUAUUUCAUGAGGAUAGUGAAAGAAAUAAUUAUACACAGAGAAAUGAACAACAUGAGACGAAAUGAUAUUAUGCAAGCUUUAAUAGAUUUAAGAUAUAAAGAAACAAAGAUGAAAGAUGCACAAUCGCAAAACGGGACAUCCGAAUCUAAUGAUAUAGUUAUUGAUGACAAACUCAUCACAGCCCAAGCUUUUAUAUUCCUUUUGGCUGGCUUCGAAACUUCAUCGACGGCUAUGAGUUUUGCUAUGUAUGAGUUAGCUGCUAAUCCUAAGAUUCAAGAAAAGUUGUACGACGAAAUACAAACCAUCUACGAGAAACACGGCUGUUUUUCUUAUGAUACUAUAUCAGAAAUGAAGUAUCUUGAUUGCAUUGUUCACGAAACUCUUAGAAAGUAUCCGCCCGUUGGUGCAACACAAAGAAUCUGCGAAAAAUCGUACAAAAUUCCCGAUUCGGAUGUUGUAUUAGAAAAAGGUACAAAAGUUCUGGUGCCUAUUUAUGCAAUCCACCAUGAUUCGCUUUAUUAUAAAAAUCCAAAUGCAUUUGAUCCGGACCGAUUUAUUGAUGAGAAUAAGAAGCUACAUGACAAUAACACAUAUCUACCUUUCGGUGAUGGACCACGAAUUUGUAUUGGAAUGAAGUUUGCUUACAUCCAAAUAAAAGUAGGUCUCGUUACUCUCAUGGCGAAUUAUAAAGUGGAACUUAGUGAGAAGACUCCUAUUCCAUUACAGUUUGAACCGACUGGCAUUACGUUGACAAGUAAAUCUGGAAUAUGGUUAAAAAUCUGCCGUCGUUUACAAGAAUUAUAUAAGAAGAAAAAUAUUUCUCGAAACUCGUGUCUCGAAAAGAAAUCGAAAAUGCUUGGUAUUGUGUUAGUGUUAUUAGAUCCCUUCUUGCUUAUCGGACUUCUUCUUGGUAGCUUAUACUUUUACCUUAGUGCGACUUUUGAUUUUUGGCAAUGUCGUGGCGUACCAUUCAAAAAGCCGACCGUGCUCGUCGGAAACUUUGGUCCUCUGCUCCUAUUCCGGAAAUCACAAGCGGAAGGUGUCAAAGAGAUGUACCAAUGGUUCAAGGACGAAAGAUUCUUCGGUGCGUUCCGCGUUAGAUCGCCCGUUCUGAUCUUACGCGACCCCGAUCUGGUGAAGAGCGUAUUCGUCAAGGAUUUUGCCUACUUCACAAAUCGUGGAAUUCCAAUCAAUAACGCUCAGGAUCCGCUCUCCGGCCACCUGUUCAACCUCGAAGGACGCAAGUGGAAGAACCUCAGAUCGAAAUUGACGCCCGCGUUCUCGUCGGGCAAGAUGAAACGGAUGUUCUACCUGUUGGUGGAAUGUUGCGAGGAGCUGCAGAGACUCAUCGACGCGAGUUGCAGCGGUGAUCGCAGCACGAUCGAGGUGCGGGAAUUCGCGGCCAAGUUUACCAUCGACGUCAUCGGCAGCUGCGCCUUCGGCAUACAGAUAAACGCCCUCACCGACGAGGAAUCCGAGUUUCACCAGGCAGCGAAGAGACUCUCGAGGCCGAGUUACAAGACGACCCUCUGGAGGAUGCUGCGAACGGCCAUGCCGGGGUUGUACAGGCUGCUGGGCGUGCAGGUCAUCGAUCCGACUGUCACCACAUUCUUCAAGAGCGUCGUAUCGCAGAUGAUCGGCCAAAGGGAGAGAAAUGAAGGGCGAAGACACGACUUUAUGGACCUGCUGAUCGAGCUGAAGAACAAGGGCGUUCUGGAGAACGAAAGCGGCGCGCAAAUCUAUGAUGACGAGAACGCCCAGGCGGCAAAGGAAAUCGAAUUAGAUGAAGAUGCUAUUGCGGCGCAAGCGUUCGUCUUUUUUGCCGCCGGCUACGAAACGUCCUCGAACACCAUCGCGUUCUGUCUUCACGAGCUAGCUUUGAAUCAGGAGAUCCAAGAAAGAACUAGACGGGAGAUAUGCAACGCCUUAGGAAUGCGAGAUAAUAAAUUAACAUACGACGCUGUGCAAGAUAUGAAGUAUCUCGAUAUGGUAAUAUUAGAGACUCUUAGAAAGUACCCGCCUGCUCCACUGAUAUCUCGAAAGUGCGAGUACAAUUACCAGAUACCAAAUAGUAAAGUGGAACUGCCAUCCGGUAUGCGGGUGAUUAUACCAAUUUAUGGCUUCCAUCACGACCCAAAUUAUUAUCCCGAUCCGAUGAAAUUCAAUCCUGAGAGAUUUACGGAAGAGAAUAAACGCACGAGGCACCCUUACACGUAUCUUCCAUUUGGAGAAGGACCACGAAAUUGCAUAGGAAUGCGAUUCGCGUUGCUGCAAAUCAAGAUGGGAAUAAUAUCAUUCCUCAAGAAUCAUCGAGUCGAGAUAUGCGAAAGAUCGAUCGUACCGAUAAAAUUUAGCAGACGGAGUCUCGUGACCACGAGCGAAAGGGGAUUUUGGCUCGCCAUCACUCCAUCCUCCUAGAUCUGUAAAGAUUUCUAUUUUAAAAAAGUUUUAAUAGGAAUAUAUGUGAUUAAAUAUUAAACACGUGUAUAAAAUCGCAAUAAUAAAUAUAUCAUUCUUAAUAAUAUAUCGUAAUAUAUCAUAAUUAUAAUACCGUAAUAUAUCAUAAUUAUCUUAAUUGGCGGCAAAGAUAGAUAGAACAUCAAUUAUUGUUUCUGUAUUAUUUUACUUAAUUAAAUC
Camponotus floridanus (Florida carpenter ant) is the source of this 3394-nucleotide messenger RNA. RefSeq lists its product as uncharacterized. Bases 32 to 3175 code for a protein of 1047 amino acids. The transcript has 12 exons. The record is from RefSeq and is a predicted model, not a curated record. NCBI's taxonomy places the organism in Eukaryota, Metazoa, Arthropoda, Insecta, Hymenoptera, Formicidae. Gene Ontology annotation, molecular function: monooxygenase activity; iron ion binding; heme binding.